Fusarium keratoplasticum is the source of this 1716-nucleotide messenger RNA. RefSeq lists its product as uncharacterized. Bases 1 to 1716 code for a protein of 571 amino acids. Lineage: Eukaryota; Fungi; Ascomycota; Sordariomycetes; Hypocreales; Nectriaceae. The transcript has a single exon. The record is from RefSeq and is a predicted model, not a curated record.
AUGGAUAAACAUCGUAGGCUUACCAGCCUUGUCGGCGCCGCAGGUGCGUGCAAAAGACUCUUGAAUACUCCUCUGCUGAGCUUCAAACUGACGCCGGUGCACACAGCACGUCCCCCGUUGCCGGCUCGACUUGAUGGAUGUAAGUCCAAGAUCGAGGAGCUCAUGCGCAUCGCCGGCACCGCGGGGCUCUCCUUUGGCGUCUACCGACAGGGAGAGCCUGCCUACUUUGCCAACUUCGGUCAUCACAACGUCGAGGAGAAAUCACCUGUCGAUGAGGAAACCAUCUUUCCGGGGUGCUCCCUCACCAAGAUGUUCGUCGCCAUGGCCCUCGGCCGCGCUGUCGACGAAGGUAAGCUUGCCUGGGACACUCGUGUCAAGGAUCUGCUCCCCGAUUUUGACAUCGACAAUCGAGUCCUCAGAGAGUCCAUGACCGUCACUGACAUUCUGGCCCACCGUACCGGAAUGUCCAUCGCCGACUUCUACCUCGGCAGCGAAAACAACAUUGUCAUCUCUCACGACGACAGCCUCAAGUUUAUCAACGACCAAGUUCCUAUCAAGCCCUUUCGCCAGGAGUUUCGGUACAACAAUCUUGGUUACGAGCUUGCUGGUCUCAUUCUUGAUCAAGUCUCAGGCUCUUGGGUUGAUGCUGUUCACAACGCUUUCUUCGACCCUUUCGGCAUGAAGCGAACAUACAUUGGUCGCCCGCCCAGCCAUGUGGAAAACGUUUCUAGGGCCUACAACACCCUCGAAAAUGCCACAUCAGUCGAGAUCCCCACCGUCAAGUCCGGAAGAGGCACAUUUGGAGGUUCCAGUGGAGGCAUCUUCACUUGCGUCGCUGAUCUCUUGAAGGCUUACGCCGCCGUGAUGGAUGCGGUUACGGACCAGUUCUCGACUGCAGUGGCCUCAACCCCCUCCUCCCAGAUCAAGCUCGCCCAAGAUCUCUUCUCUGCCAAGAUACCCAUGGCUCAGCUGACAUACCAGGAAGCCUCUUAUGGGUUUGGGCUCGCCCGUGUGCAACUCCCAGGCCCGAUGGGUCAUAUCGGAAUGAACCCCGGUCUUAUCGACGGCCAAAUGCCCACUGUCGCCAAAGGAGUCGGAUCGACACUUGCUUUCUACCACCAGGGUAGCCUGCCUGGGGCAUUAUCCGCCAUUGCCAUGGUUCCUGAGCACAGGACAGCUGUUGUUGUCAUGACGAACUCGCUCUCCCUCAAUGAUUGCCCGGACUGGGUUUUGCAGUUGCUUCUGGAGGAGAUCCUCGAUGCUCCCAACCGUAAUGAUUAUGUGAAGCUGUCAAAGGAGUCCGCGGAGAAGUCUUUACAGUGGUUCAAGGACACAUCGGCAGCCCUCGACAAGGAGCGCAUCAAUAACACUUCUCCCAAGCCUCUGGAAGCCUAUGUUGGCACGUACUGGAACAAGAAGCACUACCUGAGGAUUGAUGUCACGCUGGAUGAUGGUGAGCUUUCUUGGGCUUUGCAGGGCCUGGAGUCAGAAAAGUUCAAGCUCGAUCAUUACGAAAACGACACGUUCCUGUGGCUCAGAUCUCGUGAUUACAUGGCCUCUAGAGGUCGGUGGGUUGAUCAGCCGCCUGUGUUUUGGAAGUUGACCUUCAGGGAAUCUAAGGAUGGCAGCAUUUCAUCGCUGAACUGGGUUCAUGACCCGGACGUCCUUGAUGGGGAGGAGUACUACAAGGAGGGCAAGUACGUAGCAAAAGUCUGA